Messenger RNA from Diaporthe amygdali, 240 nucleotides. RefSeq names its product carbohydrate-binding module family 50 protein. Bases 1 to 240 code for a protein of 79 amino acids. The record is from RefSeq and is a predicted model, not a curated record. The transcript has 2 exons. NCBI's taxonomy places the organism in Eukaryota, Fungi, Ascomycota, Sordariomycetes, Diaporthales, Diaporthaceae.
AUGCGUUCUUUCAUCACCCUCUCUGUCCUCGCUCUUGCAGCCUCUGCUGUUGCCAAGAGAGGAUGCCGCCACGACCCAAACCACGCCGGUAGUGGAUGGUACCAGGUCGUCUCAGGAGACACGUUGAAUGACAUCGCCGCGGACUUUGGCAGCGACGCCGACACUCUGGCUGCAGCCAGCGGCAUCGCCAAUAAGGACGUCAUUUUCCCUGGGGAUAUUAUCACUGUUCCGUGCCCAUAA